Aspergillus calidoustus is the source of this 543-nucleotide messenger RNA. The record is from the annotation of a GenBank genome assembly. NCBI's taxonomy places the organism in Eukaryota, Fungi, Ascomycota, Eurotiomycetes, Eurotiales, Aspergillaceae.
AUGAGGGCAGAUAUAUCCCAAGAUGUUGACCGGUGUUUGCAAGAAAACCUUUUCUUUCGCGAGCCCGCAACCAAGAUGAAGAUGAUUGACAUAUUGUUUAUCUAUUCAAAGCUCAACCCCGACUUGGGCUAUCGCCAGGGCAUGCACGAGUUAUUAGCGCCCAUUCUAUGGGUAGUCGACAGGGAUGCUAUUGAGCUAAACGUUCAUAAGGACUUCAGACCCACAGAAGAAGAUGAUGAGAUGAUGGUACAUCUUCUCGACCCCGUCUACGUCGAACAUGACGCCUUUAAUUUGUUCUGCUCGGUUAUGCAGAAUACUAGAGUAUAUUAUGAGCACAAUAGGCACCGUUCAGCGAACGGGCAGACGGACGCUAUACCGAUUGUUCUCCAAUGCGAACACAUUCACAACGACCUUUUGGCGGCUACAGAUUUGCAGUUAGCCAAUCAUCUCCAAGCGCUUGACAUCUUACCGCAAAUAUUCUUGACAUAUCCUCGUAAUAUGGGAUCUUCUCUUUGCAGAGGGGCUUCGGUUAGAGCUGAUUGA